CUGCCGGCUGCAGUCCCUGCUGUCGCGCUGCCAGGGCUGAGUCACCGGGCACGGCACCCAGCGGGGCCGGGGGCACCGCGCACCCACCGGGGCCCCGCGGGGCGCCGAGCCACGGAGACCCCCCAGCUGGGCAGGUGGUGGCUCUGUUCCGGGGCGGGGGGACCCCCCCGUGAGCCGGCAGUAAACAGGAUACGAGCGGCGGGGAGACAGCGGCAGCAUCGCCCCGGCCCGGCUGAGCCGGUUCGUGCCCCCCGAGACCCUCCCAGCCCGGGCAGAGCCGGUUCGUGCCCCCCGAGACCCUCCCAGCCCGGGCAGAGCCGCGGGAUGAGCGGGGGGGUCGCUCCCCAGAGCCCCCCAGGUGCCUCUGCAGAUGCUGGCAUCGCUGGUGCACGCCCGGCGCGCUGAGCAGCCGCUGUCCCCGCGCUGUCCCCGCGCUGUCCCCGCGCUGUCGCCGCCGCCCCGCAUGGCGCUGCGGCCCGAGGCGCUGCUGGACCUGAGCUUCCUGACGGAGGAGGAGCGCGGCUGCAUCGCCCGGGUGCUGCGGCGAGACCGGCAGCUCCGCCGGAGGGAGCAGGGCCGCGUCAGCAAGCUCCGGCAGUCGGUGUCGGACCCGGCGCGGCUGCGGAGCCUCAGCGGGGACUGGUUCUGCCUGGCCCGGGCGCAGCGCCACCAGCCCGCGCUGGGCUCCGACCUGGUGCGCGCCUCCAUCCGCCGCAGGAGCCCAGCCCGGGGACCCGCGGAGCUGGGGCGCCUGGAGCCGCGGGCAGAGGAGGAGGAUGAUGAGGAUGAGGAGGAUGAGGAGGAGGAUGAGGAUGAGGAUGAGGAUGGUGCCUUGGGGACGGACGAGAGCUGCCCCCCGGAGGAGCUGCAGGAGGUCACUGUGCCCCAGCCCAGCCCCCCCGCCCCGGCCGUGGAGGGGACCCCAGUGUCACAGCCCGGGCCGCAGGGUGACAGCCCGGCGAGGGAGCGGGAGCAGCCAGGUGACACGGGAGGUCCCUCCCCCGGCCCGUGCAGCACGGAGGAGGAUGAGGAGGAGGAGGAGGAAGCACACAGCAGCCACAGCGCUGGGCAGCGACCAGAGACCCCCCAGAGGGAUCAGAACCCCCCAGAGCCAGUGUCCCCACAGAACGGCCACAGCCCCCCGAGCCUGCUGAGCACCAGCUCCUCCGUGUCCAGCCUCAGCUCCUCCACGCUGAGCGGGAGCCUGAGGAGCCUGUACAGCGAGGCCGAGCUGGGCCGCGUGGCCGUGCGCGGCUGCGUGCAGUUCUCGCUGCGCUACCGCGCGGCCGACCAGGAGCUGCAGGUGCACGUCCUGCGCUGCCGGCAGCUGGCCGAGGCCAAGAAGCAGCGCUCGGACCCGUACAUCAAGACGUACCUGCUGCCCGACAAGUCCAACCGCAGCAAGCGCAAGACCGCCGUGAGGAAGAGGAGCUUGGAUCCCGUCUUCAACGAGACCCUCAAGUACAAGCUGGAGGAGAGGGACCUGCAGGGCCGGACCCUGAACCUGUCCGUGUGGCACCACGACAGCCUGGGCAGGAACCUCUUCCUGGGCGAGGUGGAGGUGGCGCUGGGCACCUGGGACUGGGCCAACACCCGCCCCGAGUGGUUCAGCCUCCAGCCGCGGGUGCCCGUCCCCCCGGGCGGCCUGGCCAGCCGCGGCAGCCUCAACCUGGCGCUCAAGUUCAUCCCGGCCGGCUCGGAAGGAGCGGGGCUGCCACCCACGGGCGAGCUGCACAUCUGGGUGAAGGACGCCCGGAGCCUCGUCCCGCUGCAGGGCGGCACCGUGGACGCCUUCGUGCAGUGCUACGUGCUGCCGGAUGACAGCAAGGCCAGCCGGCAGAAGACGCGGGUGGUGAGGAGGAGCCUGAGCCCCCUGUUCAACCACACCAUGGUGUACGACGGCUUCCAGGCCAGGGACCUGGCCGAGGCCUGCGCCGAGUUCACGCUCUGGCACCGCGAGGCCUUCGCCAAGCGCCAGCUGGGCGGCGUGCGCCUCAGCCUGGGCACGGGCAGCAGCUACGGGCUGCCCGUGGGCUGGAUGGACUCCACGGCCGAGGAGCAGCGCGUGUGGCAGCAGCUGCUGGAGCAGCCCCGGCGCUGGGUGGAGGCUCUGCUGCCCCUGCGCACCGACCUGGUGCCCCGGGCAUAGCCCCGGGCGUAGCCGGUGCCAGGGCCGUGCCACCCGGGGUGCCCUCCCCUCCAGCAGCAACGAAGCGGCACCGGAGGGCACAUCUGGCAGAUUUUAUUGCUGUGGGCACAGCUGGUGCUGCUCAUUGCCCUGACCUCCCCUCGGCUGUGGGGCUGCAGCUGCUGCGUCCCACUGCUCCCAGUGUGGGGCCGUGCCCUCCAGCCCCGUCCCUCCAGCCCCGGGUGUGGCCCUGGGGGGGCACUGAUGCCCCUUUUCUCGCUGGGUACCCCUCCCUGGGCUGCCCUGCCCCCCUGGCACACCCACACUGCGUCACUGGGAGGGCUGGGGCCACUCGGGGCCACCCACCCAUCCCACCCUGAGGGCAGAGCAGCCUGACCCCCGAGGCUUUCUGCAACCAGGAUGUCCCAGUUCAGCCCCACUGCCGGGGCUGCGGGGUGGCAGGAGCUGUGACAGGGGCUGUGACAAUGACACCGACGCCAGAAAUUACAG
Passer domesticus (house sparrow) is the source of this 2638-nucleotide messenger RNA. RefSeq names its product synaptotagmin like 1 (gene SYTL1). Gene Ontology annotation, biological process: intracellular protein transport; exocytosis. Lineage: Eukaryota; Metazoa; Chordata; Aves; Passeriformes; Passeridae. The coding region runs from base 371 to 2149 and encodes 592 amino acids. The record is from RefSeq and is a predicted model, not a curated record. Gene Ontology annotation, molecular function: neurexin family protein binding; small GTPase binding. Gene Ontology annotation, cellular component: exocytic vesicle; plasma membrane. The transcript is spliced from 16 exons.